AUGCGAUUCUACAAUCAAGACGACAGCCACUCGGCGGGAAGCUCUUAUCCGUCCUACCCGCCCGUUGCUUCCUCUGCAUCAUUCUCUAAUCAUCAUCAAAACAUGCGUCGAUUCAGCGUGGAACAUGCUCGUCCUUCCUCACAGGCCAAUGGCUCCAGAACGCGCUACAGCGAGCCACCUCGCAGUCCUUUGCACCUACCACCACCGCCACCGCAACACUCUCAUCGCGGAUCGGAUUCGUACGAGGAGAGAGACCUUGGAGAAAUCGCAGCAGCCAACCAGGCUGCUCAGGAACAAAGAUGGGGUUCGCACACUGCCCUCUCAGAAGCACCUGCUCGACAUGAACUAUACCAAGAUCAGCAAAACUUGAUCUACCGCCACUACUCCGUGCCCGCGAUGCCCGGCAGCUACGAACCUGAGCGCUAUGAGCCUGCUCACUAUGAUGGAGGCUUUUAUUUGGAGCCGCUGGCAAGUUCGUACGAGCUAGCGCCAAAGGAUCUAGUGGCUCCACGCAAUGGAGCUCUCUCCAUAGCCUCGGGCCAGUCUCGCCAAAGUCUUCCAGCCUACGCGUCGCCUGCAUCGGAAUCACCCAACAUGUUCAGCAUCAAUGCAGCUCAUCAUCUGCCCGGAUCUCACGCACGUCCACAGGAUGUGUUUGGACCAGACAUUGCGCAGCCAGGUGCACGUUUUGGCGAUUCCCUGCCGGGCUUCCCCAACUGGUCUCACACCUGGUACGGUGGGCACCUCUCAGCGGACGGUCAUGCUUACACGAUGGUGCCGCCAGGCUCAGGUCAGAGCGGGUGGGAAAGUGAGACGCUCAGUCAUGGCCGAAAUGUAGCUCCCGGGCUCGUUGGCCAAUAUGGACCACAUCCCUAUGGCCAAACAAUGACAAAGGACUACGUGAAAGAGGAGCGCAUCCGUAUGCUGGAAAAGGAGUUCGGACCCAAAAUGACAAGCAAGCGGAGAAGCAAAGCAGCUGACGAUGAUGAGUUGGAUGAUGACAGCCUGGAGGCAGAGAACGUUCCGAUGGGCGGCAUCGAUGCUAAAGGUCGUCUUGUUCUCCCGCGUCGAAAGCUGCGCACCACAACGCGCUGGCUACAAUCCCUUGUAUCUCUGGGCGCGGCCGGAUUGGGCAUCGGUGGAUUCAUCCUGAUUCGACCGCAAGAGAAAGCACCGCCAUCUGGCACGUUUGCGUCGUUCGUUUUGUACGGUGUUUCGGCCAUCUCGUCCAUUGUCUGCCUUUGGCUCUUCGCCCUGAAGCCAUGUUGUCGCUCUGGUCGCGAGCCCAAGUCUUUGGGGGGACCAGCAGCUGGACAUGGCUUGGUGAUCCCCAUCAUGGCCGCAGGAGGAGGUGCUGCAGGUGGCAAUGGCAAACCGAGCAUGUUUGGCAAAAAAUCCAAAGCACAACAGGGCCCUACAGUCAACCUCAUCGUUGAUCCGAAGCUUCUGGGAGGUCGUGCAGACGUGUCAGACACAGACACGGAUGACGAUGACGACGCAACUGUCUCAGGUGAGGAGUGUCGCCGCAAGAAACGCAAGGCAAAGAAACGCAAGCAACUGGGUAUGCUGGCCAAAAUCAAGCAACAAGCACACUGGCGUCUUGCACGAAAGAGUCUCAAAUGGGAUUGCGGCUGGGACGUCGUGCUGUGUCUGUUGUGGGGAGCAGCGGCGGUAAUGGCGCUAGCAGUGGGACGUAAAUGUCCUGCCGGGACGGCCGAAGGCUGGUGCAACUUGUACAAUGGUGCUAUCGCCUGUUCAGUGAUUGCUACGCUUCUGUUUCUCGUGGCGAUUUGGUGCGAUAUCGUUGCGCUGCGAGCCUCCAAGGCUCCGCCCGGCGGUCGUGUCUAG
Mycosarcoma maydis (corn smut) is the source of this 1848-nucleotide messenger RNA. RefSeq lists its product as uncharacterized. The transcript has a single exon. Bases 1 to 1848 code for a protein of 615 amino acids. The record is from RefSeq and is a predicted model, not a curated record. NCBI's taxonomy places the organism in Eukaryota, Fungi, Basidiomycota, Ustilaginomycetes, Ustilaginales.